AUGUCUGGAACCUAUAGGGUUCCGUCUCCCCCGGAAGCUGCGACGGCGGCUUCUGUUCAAGGCCCGGAUCUUGAGUUUUCUCAUAAUCAAACUCCAGACGAAGAGAACGAAGCUAUCGAAAACCCGAUGCCUCCUUUCGAACCAUUAUUCGCUCUCCUGACCAACUCAACUACAAAUACUACUGUGCAUCCUCGUGUACACUACGUCUUCUCCGACGACGAUCCUUCGAUCCUCGCAACCAGUGCUCAAGACCCGUCGCACCGACCCCUCGUGGUAGACCUCACGCCAGCUCCCGAAGGCGAUUCCAAUCGAUGGGCUGUGUCCUGGGCCGCCAGUCUAACGCCCGAUUUCGCUGUGACAAACUCAAGCGUAGCUGUCCAACAGAGCGAGGGCGAAGAGAACGGAGGCGCUGGCGCUUUAAUGCUCCGUGUUGAAGGUGUCGAGCGCGAACCUGUUGAGAUGCGACCCGACUCCCUACCUAGCUCAGGCAGUGGUGCUAUAGGAGGGGAGGAUGUCGAUGUCUUGGCCGAAGAAUUCCGCAGACGGAUGGGAGUGCUAAAGAAGGUUGUUGAUGAGGCUGAAAAGAGGCGUGUGGUAGUAGGACAGGAUGAAGACGUUCACGAUGCAGAAGAAGACGAGGGUGGUGCACCCGAUGAGGCGGUGGUAGACUAUGAUGAGGACAAGGGGAAAGGAAAGGCGAAAGCGGGGAACGAUUGA
This is a messenger RNA of Fusarium redolens, 717 nucleotides long. RefSeq lists its product as uncharacterized. Lineage: Eukaryota; Fungi; Ascomycota; Sordariomycetes; Hypocreales; Nectriaceae. The record is from RefSeq and is a predicted model, not a curated record. The coding region runs from base 1 to 717 and encodes 238 amino acids. The transcript has a single exon.